AACAACAACUAACAGUCUUACACCAGCUUCAUCUCAUCAUCAAUCAUUCUGGAACUGAAAGAAAGACCGAUAGAUUGCACUAAACAACACGCAGGAUGCGCACUACGCACCCACUCUUUCUCAAGUUUUAGUUACAUACACACACUUCACCUCUUUCGCUUUCUUCGACACCUGUGACUCAUUCAUUUUCUCGAGAAAAUUUUGUUUUCCCGGGAAACUAACAAACAAACUCUCAUCUCCGAUGCAAAUACUUUCCUCUUCCCGUCGAUGACGAUCCUCGAUAUUUGCCGUCCUUCAACUUCUAUUUUGGAUCAACCUAUGGAUCUAUGCUGCCGUAUUUUUCCUUGCCUCGCUGAUCCUGGUCGAAGGUCUACGACGUGCUUGAAGCUGGUUUUGUUGUUGGUUCAUCUGAUUUAUGCCGGUGUUCUCUUCUUAUUUGAUGAAGAUUUGAUUGAGAAGACUAAGAAAGAACCGUGGUACACUGCUUUAUACUUGCUGCUGUUUUUUGUUACUUUAGUACAAUACUUUGCUACAUCUGUUUCCAAUCCAGGUUAUGUCAUUGAAGCCAUGAAAGAGGUUAAUAAGAGAAAUGUAGUACACACGAAGACACCAGAAACAUCAAAUCAACCAGCUUCAAGCAAAAAUGGGAGCUUCAUAAUUUCCAUCGAGGGAAAUCAGACUGGAAAAAAUGUUGCAGGAAGUAAUGGAACAUAUUGGUCAAAGUUGGUGGCAGAGUUGUAUCCUCCUGGAUCAGCAGUCAGAACAUGGACUUGCAGUUACUGCAGUGUGGAGCAGCCUCCACGAGCAAAGCAUUGUCAUGAUUGCGACAAAUGUAUUCUUCAAUUUGAUCACCACUGUGUUUGGCUUGGAAAUUGCAUUGGUCAGGGUAAUCAUUGUCAAUUUUGGUGGUACCUCUGUGAAGAGACUGCAGUGUGCAUCUGGACUGGCUUCUUUUAUAUUUCACACCUGAAGGCUCACAUUACAAGUGUUUGGUGGCAAGAUGCAAUCAUGAUACUACUCUUAAUCACUCUGGCCGUUUGCCUUAUCUUUCUGCUUCUCCUACUGCUAUUUCAUAGUUAUCUAAUUGUGACAAAUCAGACUACCUAUGAACUUGUAAGGAGAAGACGGAUUCCUUAUCUAAGGGCAAUUCCAGAAAGAGUGCAUCCUUUCAGUAAAGGAAUUUGUAGAAAUUUACACAACUUCUGCUGCUCACUUGGUUUAGAACGAAUACCUACCCCACAAGAAAUAGAGGAAAAGUCAAGGCCAUACACAUGCUCGGAUCUUGCAACUUGUCGGUGUUGCUGAUGGUUUGAGUUUUGUAUAAGUCUUUUCCUCCAACAGUAUAUUUGUGAGUGCAUAGAGUAUGUCAAUGCAUCUGUUUGAUUAGAUGCUUAGAUGUUUAGGAUAUUAACAAUAUGAUUUCUCGUCUAUCAUUCAUUCUUUGGUAAUUUUUGAAGGUCGGUGUUUCUAGUUUAUUGUAUAGUUGCAGUGCUAGUGCGUUCUUUUGCUUUACACUUGUAAUCUUUUAGACCAUCAUAUCUAGGAUCUAGCUAAUAUCGAAUGGACUCUUGUUAUUAAACACAAGGGAUGAUAGAGUAUUCAAGCUGAAUACUUGCGAGCUGUUGAAGUGACAACCUCUGUGAUCAUAUGUAAACAUGCCCGGUGGCAAAAGAAAGACUUGCAAAUAUCAGAAUCCCCUAUUUAUUCUUCCACAAGAGAUUAGCAAAUCAAAUUUUAGAACUUGCAAUAU
This is a messenger RNA of Trifolium pratense (red clover), 1750 nucleotides long. Its product is annotated as protein S-acyltransferase 10. Gene Ontology annotation, molecular function: protein-cysteine S-palmitoyltransferase activity. Lineage: Eukaryota; Viridiplantae; Streptophyta; Magnoliopsida; Fabales; Fabaceae. Gene Ontology annotation, cellular component: Golgi apparatus; endoplasmic reticulum. The transcript is spliced from 11 exons. Gene Ontology annotation, biological process: peptidyl-L-cysteine S-palmitoylation; protein targeting to membrane. The record is from RefSeq and is a predicted model, not a curated record. Bases 268 to 1305 code for a protein of 345 amino acids.